Syngnathus typhle (broad-nosed pipefish) is the source of this 753-nucleotide messenger RNA. Its product is annotated as zymogen granule membrane protein 16-like. The transcript has 4 exons. The record is from RefSeq and is a predicted model, not a curated record. The coding region runs from base 161 to 685 and encodes 174 amino acids. NCBI's taxonomy places the organism in Eukaryota, Metazoa, Chordata, Actinopteri, Syngnathiformes, Syngnathidae.
AAAAGGUGGGCAUAAAAGUAAAAUCAACCAGUGUAACCUGGAAGGCUAAUACUGAAACUUCCUUAUUGUAGAGGUAAUCGGAAGAGUUUUUCUGCAUUCCUGUUUUAAAAAUUUAAUGGUUUUAUUUUAGUUCCCAGAAAAUUCCCAAACGAGCAACAGAAUGAUUGUUCUGCUCUUUAUUGGUCUUCUCUCCAAAAUUGCUUUGGCUGACGACUGGCAUGAUGCUCAGUUCUAUUCCUUCUCACCACAAGUUGGCUCAGGAAAGGGCGUCUCAUAUGUCAUUACCGGCAUAGGACGGAUUACGGGUGUCCGAGUGUGGGAGGCCUCCAGGAGUGUCAUUUAUGGCUUCCAGUUUCGCUACGACCAUACCUGGACGAACGUGGUGGGUCGCGAGUCGGGCGAAAAGCAGGAGAUAGAAUUGUUUGACGACGAGGCCAUCGUGGCCAUCUCGGGAAAAUAUUCACACAACAUUCAAUCUGUGGUGUUCACCACCAAUCUGGGCCGUUCGCUCUUUGCGGGCCAACCUUCCGGGCACUCAUUCAACAUGUACCCGGAAAACAAGAAGGCCGAACUGCGCUUCAUCAGCGGCCGGUUCCAAGGUGCCAUCACCUCCAUGGGGGCACACUGGGGGCUUGUUACAGAACCUUAUGGAACAAAUCCGCACACAAAUGCAACACACGUGUAAUUUCAUUCAUUGUCUGCAUUUGACCUAUAUUCAUUAAAUAUCAAUAAAAUCUUCUGACUGAAACUUAA